Messenger RNA from Epithele typhae, 930 nucleotides. RefSeq lists its product as uncharacterized. The record is from RefSeq and is a predicted model, not a curated record. NCBI's taxonomy places the organism in Eukaryota, Fungi, Basidiomycota, Agaricomycetes, Polyporales, Epitheliaceae. The transcript has 3 exons. The coding region runs from base 1 to 930 and encodes 309 amino acids.
AUGGAGCAAAUCUCCACCUCUUACACCCCGUCGUCUCUCCACCGCGGAUACGCUGAAAGAUGCAUCUCGCCUUUCGCCCUCAACGACCCGCAGGACGCGUCGACGGUGGUGGCGAAGGAGGAACACCUUUUCCUGCGGCGCACUCUCAACGCGUACACGCUGCACGCCCUCGGGCGCGCCAGCCCCUUCGACUUCUCCAGCAACCCCUCCUCCUCGCGCUCCUCCCCCUUCUUCCCCGACUCGGACGGCACCGCGUCCGACCUCGACCCCGCCUCACGCCCCGCGAGCCCCUUCGACCUGCCGUCCGUGUCCGCGCCUCCCUCCCUCCUCUCCAAGUACGCACGCCACCCCGUCCGCUUCCCAACGACCGCAUCAAAGGCGGCCCCGCCCCCGAUGAGCGCCGGCGCCGGCGAGCGCAUCGCGCUCCCGUUCCCGUUCCCGGCCGCGCAGCUCGGGCAGCGCGUCGCGUUCCAGCCCCCGCAGUGCGCGCCCCGCCGCGCGGUCUCGCUCGCGCAGUGGGACCGGCUCGCGGCGCGGCGGCGGAGCCACGGGGCGCUGCGUGGCGCGCACGACCCGCUCGACGCGGGCGGCGCGUUCGAGGGCGCGGAGCGCGUCCUCCUCCAGAGCCACUGGCCGGGGUACGCGACGUGGACGCACAUGCUCGCGAUGCCGGCGCACGUCCGCGCGGGCGCGCGGGCGUUCACGCGCGCGGACCUGUUCGACAUGGUGUGCGGCGCGAUGGUCGACUGGGUGGUGCGCACUUCCAACGCGAAGCACGUCGUGUGCGAGGAGCCGGCGUGGACGGUUGGGCCGAACGAGAUCUCGCUCGAGCACAUCUACGUCGUCGGCGCCGUCGAGGUGGUGGGGUACGUGUCCAAGUGGGUGCCGCUGCUCGAGGUCGACGAGCGGGCGUUCUUGUGCGCGUGGUAG